AUGAAUGUUUCAAAUAUAUCUAGGAUACCCUUUUCAUAAUUUAUAAUUUCAUAACUUUUAACAAAAGACUUGUUUCUUGAAUUAAAACAAAUAAAGAGAUCCCCAAUCAUUAUCCUAUAAUUAAUGGUAUCAAUGUUUUUGAUUAUAUAUUCCUACAUCCAAAUUCAAUUAGAUAUUGAACAUCCUUAAUUAUUGAUAAGUUUCUUUAUAACAUUAUAUUGUUGUACUAUCUCUUUUAAGCCUUAUCAAUCCUAAAUUAAUGUAUUAAUAACUGAAAUAACCAAUACAAAUAAACCUGAUAAUCUUAAAUUUAAUAAGAAUGCAUCUUAAUUUGAUUUAGAUUAGAAUCUAAAUUCAGCAUGUCUAAGAGAAACAGUAAUAAAUGACUCAACUAUAUUAGAAACAACAUUUCAUUGUUUAUAAUAUUUAAAUGAAGGUUUGAUUAUUUUGGGUACUGAAUCUGAAAAUCCUAAUUUUCCAUAUUCACUUAAAUACAUUAAUUAUGCAACAAAAACUAUAUUUGGAAGAGAUACAGAAUGUGAAAUUUUAAAUUUAUUAGAAAAUCUUACUAUAUUUACUGGAAGUGAAAAUGGUGAUGGUUUGUAAUUUACAUAAUAAUUGUAAAAUAGACCUUCAUAUUAUUGUUUAAAAUAAAUUGAAAUAAAAGAUUAACAUAUAUCAUAACAUAAAAAUUCAAAUUAAGAUUCAUUAAAUGAUUAAAUACAUAAAUACUAAUUUAAAUAAGUAUUAGAAAUGUUAUUUAAAUCAUCUAAUUAUGAAUGUUUAAUUGUUUAAACUAAUUUAUAAUAGAGAUUUUCAGCUACAAUAAAUUAAUUAUAAUAAACUUCAUAAACUUAGAUUAAUAGUGAUAAUUAUUAAUUAAUUGAAUUAACAUUAACUCUUAAUAAAAAUAAUAUAAUUAUCAUAUGUAGAGAUGUUACUCAUAGAUAAAAAAUAAGAUAUUUAAAAGAAUAUGAUAAAUAAAAAUCAAAAAUGUUAGCUUUUGUUAGUCAUGAAUAUAGAUCACCAUUAAAUUGUAUUAUUUAAAUGUUAGAAUGUAUUAUGAAUGAUUAGACAAUUUAAGAUAAUUAAGAUUUGACAGAAUAAUUAUAAGUUGCAUUAGAUAAUUCAAAUUAUAUUCUAAAUUUAUCAAAUGAUUUAUUAGAUUUGGCAUAAAUUAAAAAUGGAAAAUUUAGAAUUGACAAAGUACCUUUUAAUUUAGAAACAUUAAUUUAAGAAUGUAUGAAAAUGUUUGAAUUAAAAGCUAAAAUGAAAAAAGUUCAAUUAAUAUUUAAUCUUGCUAAUUAAAUACCAAAAGUUGUUUUUUCUGAUAGAUGUAGAAUAAAAUAAAUAAUUAUUAAUUUAUUAAGUAAUGCAUUCAAAUUUACUUAAAAUGGGAAAAUAUUUAUUAAUGUUUAAAAAGUUAAUUCAAAUAUGAUAAGGAUAGGAAUUAUGGAUGAAGGAAUUGGAAUUUCAGAUGAAGAUUAGAUGACAUUGUUUAAAGCAUUUUAAAAAGUUAAUUCAGAAGAAAGCAAAAAAUUAAAUUAAUAAGGUGUUGGUUUAGGUUUAGUUAUUAGUAAUCAAAUAGCAUAAACUAUAGGUUCUACUGGAUUAAAUCUUGAAUCAAGUAAUUAAAAAGAUAAUCAUUAUUCAUAUUUUUAUUUUGAUUUACCUUUAGAAUAACCACUUAGAAAAAAAGUAUCUAGUUUUAAGAUUCCUGAAAUUUCAAUAUAAAUUUAAGAAGUAGAAGAAAUAGCUAGUUUUAAAUAUAUAUAAUCUCAUAUUAAAGAAGAUUGGUCAACAUAAUAAAUAUGUUUGCAUUAUUUAAUAGUAGAUGAUGACUGUUUUAAUAUAUUUGCAAUGAGAAGAUUAUUUUAAUAAUUAUAAAAAAACAAAAAAUAUUUAUUUUAGAAUGAAUUUGAUGUUGAUUCAGCUUUAUCUGGAUAAGAAUGUAUUGAAAAAAUAAAAAAUAAAAAAUGCAGUAAUUCUUGUUAAGGAUACAAAAUUGUAUUUAUGGAUAUAGAAAUGCCAUUAAUGAAUGGUUAAGAAACUACAAAGAGAAUAUUAAGUAAUUAUCCUAAUUAUGUAAUUAUUGGAUGUAGUGGUUAUUCGGAUCAAUAAGAAAAUGAAAAAUGUAUUAAUAGUGGAAUGUCUGAUUUCUUAAUUAAACCAAUAAAUGAAACUUAAUUAAUUUAGAUAAUUAAAAAGUUUCAUUGA
Molecule: messenger RNA, 2217 nt
Organism: Paramecium primaurelia
Lineage: Eukaryota; Ciliophora; Oligohymenophorea; Peniculida; Parameciidae
Source: the annotation of a GenBank genome assembly